This is a messenger RNA of Tetrahymena thermophila SB210, 699 nucleotides long. RefSeq names its product amine-terminal domain cyclin. Gene Ontology annotation, biological process: regulation of cyclin-dependent protein serine/threonine kinase activity. Gene Ontology annotation, molecular function: protein kinase binding. The transcript has 3 exons. The record is from RefSeq and is a predicted model, not a curated record. Lineage: Eukaryota; Ciliophora; Oligohymenophorea; Hymenostomatida; Tetrahymenidae.
AUGCACGGUAUUAUUCUUAUUGAACAAGAAGAAUCUGCUCAUAAUUGCUGCUAUGAAUUGGAACUUAAAUUGGAAUCUCAUUCAGGUGAAUCCUCAAAUAUGAGCACUUAGGGUUCUUUUUCAUAAAAUUGCUCCGAAUUUUACUCACCUGCUACUGAAAAUAAAGAAGCUGGUGCUGAACAAGAAUUGCAAUGUUCUGCUGAAGACAAUCAAGAAAUCUUUCUUUGGACAUAAAAAGUCUCUCAUAUUUUGCAAGAAAUUAUUAAAGUCUAGCAAAUCUUGGAUAAAAACAAACUCAGAAGCUUCCAAAAUAGUUGUUUUAACAACAGCUGCAUUCCUUAAGUUUCACUUAGCGACUACAUGUACAAAAUCAUGACUGAAGCUAGACUUGAAAUUGAUAUUUGCAUAAUCAGUCUAUUCUACAUUGAUAGAUUAACUUCUUGUCAGCCUAAUUUCAGAAUUAACUAAUUCAAUUGCCACAGAUUAAUUUUGACUUCUAUGAUGGUUGCUUCCAAGAUGCACUAAGACAUACAAAGCUACUUCUAAGUUGUCAAGCUCUUUUCAUUAAUCGGAGGUGUAUGUGAGAAAGAACUCUACUUGAUGGAGUAGACAUUAUUAGAUCUCCUUAAUUACCAAUUAUUCAUCUCAGAAGAUGACUACACCAGAUACAAAAACUAACUCACUUGUUUCUAGCUUUGA